UCCACAGUGCCCCGGCCUGACUCCCAAAAUUCUGUGCUUCUGUUGUUUUGGAUAGCUACCUUGGAAGAUAAGUUUCGCAAGUUUAGAAAUGGCCCUAAGAUGACUGGUUGUUUUCACCAUCUGACCAUGAGUGGAGAUUUGGAACCCUGACCUGCCUGCAAACCAUCCAGCUAAGCCAGCCAUGUCCCCCAAGGUACCUGGUGGCCAGGGCAGACCAGAGGACACUGCAGUGCAGGUCGCUGUUCGAGUGCGCCCCCUUCUGCCCAAAGAACUGCUGCACAGCCAUGAGAGCUGCAUCACCGCUGACCCCGAGCAGUGCCGCGUCACGCUCGGUCACGACCGACACUUCGUCUGUGACUACCUGUUUGAAGAGACCAGCUGCCAGGAAGUAGUUUACACAGUAUGUGUCCAGCCUCUCAUAGAAGCUUUUUUUCAGGGCUUCAAUGCCACAGUUUUUGCUUAUGGACAGACUGGCUCUGGCAAGACAUAUACGAUUGGGGAGGCCAACAUAUCCUCCUUUAGGGAUGAGGAGCAGGGAAUCAUCCCCAGGGCUGUGGCUGAGGUCUUCAAGCUGCUCGAUGAGAAUGACCUCACUGACUUCUCCGUCCGAGUGUCCUACCUGGAGAUCUACAAGGAGGACUUCAGAGACUUGCUGGAGGUGGAGACGGCCAGCAAGGACAUCCAUAUCAGGGAGGAUGACAAGGGCAACAUUGUGCUGUGUGGGGUCAAGGAGUGUGAGGUGGAGGGUCUGGAUGAGGUCUUGAGCCUUUUGGAGUCUGGGAACACAGCCAGACACACUGGCGCCACCCAGAUGAAUCCCCACUCCAGCCGGUCGCACACCAUCUUCAGCGUGCUCAUGGAGCAGCGGCGGGGGGGCCUGAGGGGGCAGGGGGCCCCCACAGGAUCCGUGCCUCACGUCCUGUCAUCCAAGUUCCACUUUGUGGACCUGGCAGGGUCGGAGCGCAUCUUGAGGACUGGGAACACAGGAGAGAGGCUGAAGGAGAGUAUCCAGAUCAACAGCGGCCUACUGGCCCUGGGCAAUGUGAUCGGAGCUCUGGGAGACCCCAAGAGAAGGGGCACCCACAUACCCUAUAGGGACUCCAAGAUUACCAGGAUCUUAAAAGACUCCCUGGGAGGAAAUGCCAAAACGCUGAUGAUUGCCUGCAUCAGCCCCUCUUCCGCCGACUUUGACGAGAGUCUGAACACUCUCAACUACUCCCAGCGGGCCCGGAACAUCCAGAACCGGGCCACUGUGAACUGCCGAGGCGAGCCAGACCGCGUUGAGGGGCUGGAGCAGCAGAUCAGGGCUCUGCGCCGCGCCCUGGAAAACCGGCAGCGCUCGGAAACGCGCAUCAUCACUCGCUCCGACCAGGACAGACGGACACGCCACGGAGAAGGAGAGAUCAGCAGACUGCAGGCUCAGAGUGCCCACUACAGGACCUGCACCGACAGUGCAUACAGGUUGCUUGGGGAGCUGCAGUGUGAGGGGGCUCUGAGCGCGGAGCAGGGGGGGAGGGUGAAGGAGUGGCUGUGUUCGGUGGAGGAGGAGCGGAGUGGCCUGACCACGGCCUCGGGGCCCGACAGCGGCAUAGAAGGGAGCUCCACAGAGGACCACUCUGCCCUGAGGAGGGCCAAGGCCACCAACAAGAACCAGGGGUGUGAGGCUGUGGGAGAGGACCGUGAGAGGGGGAGAGAGGGAGACGGAGAGAGGGAGGAGAGUGUCACCCUGCUCCGCUCUCAGGUCCAGCAGCUGGAGAGAGAGAACACAGACUUCCUGGCUGCACUGGAGGAUGCCAUGGAGCAGUACAAACAGCAGAGUGAUAAGCUGCAGGAGCAGCAGGAUCUCAUAGCGGAGCUGCAGUGUCUGUUGUCUACUUCCGGCGUGUCGGGACUGGGCCUAAACCUUCGUCCACGCCCCCACACCGCCCCUAUGGGUGCCACACGCCACGCCCACAACGGAUUUGCACCCGGACAGGCCAGCCCAGUGGACUGUGUGGAGAGUGAUCAGGAGCACUAUGGUUACGGUUACCCUUCCUGUAACCUCGAGGUCAUUGGGGGAGAAAGGAGGGACGGCGAGGAAGAGGAUGGUCACGUGUCUUUGAACCGGGACAGACGGAAACAGAUGAACCAGACAUGGUCCAAGAGGGAGGGUGUGUCAACAGCAGGGAGGGGGUUGGGCUCUCAGCCUGCAUUAUCCGAGCAGCUGCCCACCUCCUUCUGCACCAGACGACCAUCUAACUCCAGUGUAGGUGAGAGCUCCGUGGGUCUGGGGGGGUCGGAGCUGGGGCUCAUGCAGGCCCAGCAGAAGAUCAGGGAGCUGUCAGUCACCAUCCGCAUGAAAGAGGAGCUUAUCAGGGAGCUAGUCAAGACAGGUAAGGACGCGCAGGCCCUGAACAAGCAGUACAGCCGUAAGAUCGUGGCCCUGGAGGGCGAGGCGGAGCAGGCCCGCCAGGAGCUCCAGGAGGCGCAGCGGCAGCUGCAGGAGCUGGAGCGCCAGGAGAGGGAGAGCAGCGGCGCCUCGGACCGCACGCGCGCCCAGGAGUGUCGCAGGAAGAUCGCUGCCGCUCAGAGCAAAGUGCAGGUUCUUAACCAGCGUCAGAGGGCCACGGCGCGGCUGGCGUCGCUGUCGGCCCAGAGCGAGCGUCGCGUGGGGGAGCUGGAGCGCAGCGUGCAGAGCAUGCGGCAGCAGCAGGAGCAGCUGCAGCGGAGGCUCCGCCAGGAGAGCCAGCAGAAACGCCGCCUGGAGACAGAGAUGCAGAGGCGCACACACCGAGUCAAGGAGCUGGAGAUCAAGAACGAGCAGCAACAGAAGAUCCUGAGGAUAAAGACGGAGGAGAUCGCAGCCUUUCAGAAGCAGCGGCGCAGCGGCAGCAACGGCUCUGUCAUCUCCCUGGAGGAACAGCAGAAGAUCGAGGAGCAGAAGCGCUGGCUGGACGAGGAGAUGGAGCGCGUCCUGGAGCAGAGGAGGGGUCUGGAGGACCUGGAGGGGGAGCUGACCAAGAGAGAGGAGAUCCUCUUCAAGAAGGAGGCUCUGCUGCAAGAACGCAGCGGCCUGGAGACCAAGAGGCUACGAUCCAGCCAGGCCCUCAGUCAGGACCUGGUGACCCUCUCAGGGCGUAUCGAGUCUCUGGAGCGGGAGCUGAGCGAGAGGAACGGCCAGCUUCGCUCUGGCAGCGCCCAGGACUCCCAGCAGAUCCGCCAGGAGAUCUCCAACCUGCGGCAGGAGAAGGACACACUGCUGAAGCAGAGGGUGGAACUGGACGACAAGCUGAGACAAGGCAGCCUGCUCUCACCUGAGGAGGAGAGGACUGUGUUCCAGCUGGACGAGGCCAUCGAGGCUCUGGACGCAGCCAUCGAGUACAAGAACGAGGCCAUCACCCAGAGGCAGAGGCAGCUUCGAGCCUCGGCCAGCAUGCUCUCUCAGUGGGAGAUGAACCUCAUGGCCAAGCUCAGCUACCUGUCUGCUUCCGAGACGCGAGCCCUCCUCUGCAAGUACUUUGACAAGGUGGUGUCUCUGCGCGAGGAGGAGCGUAAGCUUCAGCUGGCCCUGGCGGAUGUGGAGAUGCGAGGGGAGGAGCAGCAGAAGCUGGUGCAGUGGCUGGAGAACGCUCUGGAGCGCUCCCAGCUGGACACGGACCGCCGGCUCACCCAGCAGCAGAAGGAGCACGAGAGGAGCAUCCAGCUCCUGCUCCAGCAGUGCCGAGAGCAAAUGGACGGGGGCCUGGCGGGCCGUCAGAGGCAGUACGAGGGCUGGAUCCAUAACCUCAGCAAGGAGCUGAACCUCUACAAGACAGCCAACCUGGAGCUGAGCAGCAGGCUGAGGGAGCUGUGUGGGCCGGUCUGCUCGCCUGGCGACCCAGGCAGAGUGCUGGGCUCACUGGGCUCUGAGGGGAGGGCAGCAGGCUGUGGUAGUGUGGAGAGGCUGAGCAGAGGCCCAGAGGACUGCAGCCAGAGUGGGAGUGGAAGUGGGAGUGGGAGUGGGGAGCCAGAGAGACCCCCCAAAUCCAGAGAGGAGAUGAGGGAGCUGGUGAACGCACCUCUACCUGCCACCUGGAGGCGCUCUUCCCUCCCCACGGAGGACCCCUGCGGCAUGGAGGAGCUGCAGCUCAGGGCGACUGGCGAGAUGCCUGUUCACCGUGUGGUACAGGUGGGCUCAGGACCCUGGGGGGGCACCCCCACCCUUCCACUGGCUAAGUCCAGGAGAGAGUCCCGCAGAUCCAGCCUCAAUACCGGACCACUCACCUCCAACAAUACAAUCAUUGAUGUGAGGAAAAACCCAGUGUAGCGGAUGGAUUCAACAAGCCAGAGCUCAGUUUGGGGAAAAACAUUUAUUGUCGUGUUUUAUUCUUACUAUUGCCAUGAAAAUUAUGAUGUUGUGUUUGUUAAGUUCCCAAGUCAUGAAUCUCUGCUUGUUUUUCUACAUAUGCUGUAAAUGUUAAAAGCCCACUCAUCUCUAUUAUCAUGCACUUUUACCUAGUAUGUAUCCCUUUAUAUUCACAGAUUACACAAAUAAUGUAUUAUUUGUCUUAAACCAUUUUACUCUAUUCAUCAUUACAACUGUUUUCAAUGUUAUAACUUUAAUAAAAUUAGAUUUUUGCUCUA
Molecule: messenger RNA, 4602 nt
Organism: Hypomesus transpacificus
Lineage: Eukaryota; Metazoa; Chordata; Actinopteri; Osmeriformes; Osmeridae
Gene: kif7
Product: kinesin family member 7
Exons: 20
Coding region: 182-4285 (1367 amino acids)
Biological process (GO): microtubule-based movement; mitotic spindle organization
Molecular function (GO): ATP binding; microtubule binding; microtubule motor activity
Source: RefSeq, a predicted model, not a curated record